This is a messenger RNA of Tripterygium wilfordii, 992 nucleotides long. RefSeq lists its product as uncharacterized. Gene Ontology annotation, molecular function: Hsp90 protein binding; protein-folding chaperone binding. The record is from RefSeq and is a predicted model, not a curated record. Gene Ontology annotation, biological process: chaperone-mediated protein complex assembly; protein folding. The coding region runs from base 133 to 735 and encodes 200 amino acids. The transcript has 6 exons. Gene Ontology annotation, cellular component: cytosol; nucleus. Lineage: Eukaryota; Viridiplantae; Streptophyta; Magnoliopsida; Celastrales; Celastraceae.
ACUAGAAAGUAGAAAGUACUAGAACUGACACUCCCUCUCUCAUCCUUAAAUCACAGGCCGCCUGGGAGUAGCGCGGACUAAGCUUUCUAGGGUUUUACACGCUCUCUCUCCCUCUCUCCCUUUAGAGACAGAAUGAGUCGUCAUCCUGAGGUGAAGUGGGCCCAGAGGCGGGACAAAGUUUUUAUCACAGUGCAGUUGCCUGAAUCAAAGGAUGCAAAGGUUAAUCUUGAGCCCGAGGGAGUCUUUACUUUCUCAGCUAGUGGUGGAGCUGAAAACAACCUUUAUGAACUGAAAUUGGAGCUUCAUGAUAAGGUCAAUGUGGAGGAAAGUAAAGUCAAUGUAGGGCCAAGGAGCAUUUUCUGCAUCUUGGAGAAAGCUGAAAUUGGGUGGUGGAACAAGUUAUUGCGUGCAGAUGGUAAGGCGCCUCAUUAUGUGAAGGUAGAUUGGGACAAAUGGGUGGAUGAAGAUGAAGAUGAUGGUACUGGUACUGGUUCUGGUGACUUAGACAUGGGAGGGAUGGAUUUCUCUAAUUUCGGUGGCAUGGGCAUGGGGGGCAUGGGCGGCAUGGGCAUGGGUGGCAUGGGCAUGGGUGGUCCGGAUGAAUUUGAUGAUAGUGAUGAUGAAGAUGAAGUUGCAAAGCCAGAAGCAGAGGACGUUAAGAAGACAGGAACUGAGAAAGCUGCUGAAGAAGAUGGUGACAUAAGUGUAGCCGGCACACAAGAAGAUAAAAAAUAAACCACCUGAAACUGAGUGAAACAUGUGAUUUGACAUAAUUCAAAUUGUGCACUUAAACUUAUAGUUUGUGCAUGAAAUUUUCAGUCUUUGAGGCUGGUUAUAUGCAUGUUGUUUUCCUUACUCGGGUGCAGUUGGAGUUUACCCAGUCAUUGAGAACAUUAGUUCAGUGUGUCUUAUUUAAAUAGUCAAAAACACUUCUUUUAACUAUGAAUUAGAUCUUCGUACUUUUUAAUUAUUGCUUGUUUUCAUCGUCUUAA